Molecule: messenger RNA, 2601 nt
Organism: Gasterosteus aculeatus aculeatus (three-spined stickleback)
Lineage: Eukaryota; Metazoa; Chordata; Actinopteri; Perciformes; Gasterosteidae
Product: amyloid beta A4 precursor protein-binding family B member 1-interacting protein
Biological process (GO): signal transduction
Cellular component (GO): plasma membrane; cytosol
Source: RefSeq, a predicted model, not a curated record
ACAUGUUCUUAGUGGUUUUUUAUGGACUGACCUUUGAGCGCUUUAGCACUCACACACACUCUAUGAUGCUGCCCCGUGUGAACGAGACAGACAAGAUGGACGACAUAGACACCAUGUUCAGUCACCUGCUUGGAGAGAUGGAUACUCUCAGUCAGAGUUUGAUGCCUGCAGCGGACUCACCUGAAGUGGACGCCGGCUCACAGGGAAACUGCCCCAUUUCCAUCGGCUUUUCAGACCUAAACGAGUCUCUUAAUGAAAUGGAGGACCAGGACCUGGAUGCUCUGGUGGCUGACCUUGAAUCCACCUCAGAUGGGCACGACCCCGGGGAUCAAGGCGCCGGCAGCUUGGCGGCAGCCUCGGCAACGCUUGGUCCGGCUUGGGAACCUAAGGCAGCAGCUACCCUUCCUCCACCGUCAAACUCCGUGGAGUCCUCUGAAGAGAUGGUCGAACCCCAGACGAAGGCAGAUAGAAUUCACCUGGCUCUGGAGAAGCUGAAGGAAGCCAAAGUCAGAAAGUUGAUAGUCAAGCUGCUGAUGAGUGACGGCAGCUCCAAGACGCUGAUGGUGGACGAGAGACAGACCGUACGAGAGGUUUUGGACAAACUCUUUGAGAAGACACACUGUGACUGCGGCAUCGACUGGAGCCUGUGCGAGACCAACUCCGAGCUGCAGAUCGAGAGAGGAUUCGAGGACCAUGAGCACUUAGUGGAGCUCCUGUCUGCGUGGACUCGCUUCAGUGAGAACAAAAUCUAUUUCCUGUCAAGACCUCAGAGGUAUUUGAUGUUCACUGAGCCUCAGCUCUUUUACAUGUGGAAAAAGAAGACCGCAUGUUUGAGUGGGAUUAAAGAGGAAGCCAAACAGCUCUUAAUCAAGGAACAUUUUGGAGGUUCCACUGUGAUUGUUCCUGAUCUGGAGGGCAAGCUGUACCUAAAGGAGGAUGGGAAGAAGCUUUGGAAACCUCAUUACUUCAUGCUCAGGGCCUCGGGCCUUUACUAUGUACCCAAAGGAAAGACAAGGGCCAUAAGUGAUCUCGUCUGCUUUGUUCGUUUUGAAAAGGUCAACAUCUACACCACCAAAAACUACAAACAUAAAUACAAAGCUCCCUCCGACUUCUGCUUUGUGCUGAAGCAUCCCUGCAUCCAGAGAGAGUCGCUCUACGUCAGGUUCCUGUGCUGUGACGACAAACACACACUUUCGCUUUGGGUGAACUCCAUCAGAAUAGCCAAGUAUGGGACCGUCCUAUUUGAGAACUACCAGACCGCGGUGAAGAAAGCUUCCGGUUCGCAGCCUCUCCACUUUGCUGCAGACAGAUACAACAGCGCGGCGCCUAAUCCGGCUCCACCCAAAACCACAAAUGUGGAGGACUAUCCUCACGAGCCUCCACCUGACUUCAUCCCUCCUCCUCCUCCUUCUCAAAACACACACGUUUGAGACGCAUCCUCUCCUCCUCCAGCCUGGAUUAAGCCAAAUUAGCCUCCAUGAGCACAAGACCAAAUGCAUAUUUUAUAAUAUUUUAAUAAUGCACUUAGGUGUAGUAGUACCAGCGUUUCAGGAAUAUUUUGCAAUAGAUCACAUUCUAAAAGACUUUAUUUAUUCCUAGAUGAAUAUACUGAAAUAUUUAAACGUUCAUUCAGCUUUACGACAAAAAAAAUCACGCACUUCUGUUCAUUGUUUCAAUGGGCUGUUUAUUGAAAAAAGACUGUACAUAAAUUUCAAUGAACACACAAUAUGUACAAACUGAGAGAAGACAAAUAUUUGUUUCUGCUUCCGUGAACAUUUAAGUUACUGAUUCUUUUUUUUCCCACCAACGUUUCAUCAUUAAGAAAACACACAUCAAAGAAAGGCGCCUUGACCUGUGAUGCCCUGAAAUGCAAGACGUUAAGUGGUAAACAUUACAAAGUCAUCAGUGGUUGUCUCAUGGUUUCUCUAUGAAAAAAGUAUAAAUUAAUCCGUUACAUACAAACCUCAGCAGUGUCCGACACAAAAAACAUGUUGAAUGCAAAGCUAGAAAUACAUUAGGUAGAAAAAGUUGUUUUCUCACAAAAGAUCACCUCAUGAUGGAAAAGAUACAAUCAAGAAUGGGAUGUAGUGGCAAAUCAAUCGCUGUAACACUGUUUCAGACUUUUUUGCACAGCGAGCUGAAUGAAUACUGUCGAUCUGAGUCAUUUUCUUUUGUUGGUCUGUGUUAAUAAUAAUCUGUAUCCAUUCCAAAAUAAAAGUUUGUGUUACAAUGACCGUUACUCACAAAGUAUAAAUGAUUGUGUUAAUGUGGAUUGUUAAAAAAAAAUAGAUUCUGAGAUAAACAGUGUAGCUUGAUGGUAUUUGACAGCGGGUUUCACUUAAACCAAACGAUCACUUGUCAUCUCAUUUCCCUAAAAAAACGAAUUGAAAUCAGAGCAGAAGUCUUCACAUCGGCACCGUUUGUGAGACCUGCUGAUUGCAAUUCAUUCCUUCACUGCAGCAAGCAGGCGUCAUUCAUACGUCCGUGUGUCGAUCGACAAAAACAUCCCGUAAGUAGCCAACAGAACCUCGCACAUCGCUGCUGGGUCGUCUACAUUCACGGAAAAAAAAAAACCCAGAGGGGAUUAAAGACAACUACAAU